CGGCUGGGGCUGCGGGGGCGGCGACGGCGGGAGCGGCAGUGGCGGCGGCGGCGGGUCCGGAGGUGGCGGCAGGUGGCCCCGCGCAGCGGCCGGCCCGGCCGGGGGCGGGCGGGAAGGUGGCGCCUCGGGCGGGGGCCGGUCCCUGCACCAGGUGACCUGUUCCGGCCCGGAUCCGGGCGGCCUCGCCAUGCAGCGGCGCGGCGCGGGGCUCGGGUGGCCGCGGCAGCAGCAGCAGCAACCCCCGCCGCUGGCGGUCGGCCCCCGGGCCGCAGCCAUGGUCCCCCCGAGUGGCGGCGUCCCCCGGGGCCUCGGCGGCCGCCCUGCCUGCGCGCUGCUCCUGCUCUGCUACCUGAAUGUUGUACCGUCUUUGGGUAGGCAGACUUCCCUGACGACGUCAGUGAUACGCAAAGCUGAGCAGAGCGUGGCUUACAAAGACUUUAUUUAUUUUACUGUCUUUGAAGGAAAUGUUCGCAACGUUUCUGAAGUCUCGGUUGAGUAUUUAUGCUCUCAGCCUUGUGUUGUCAAUUUGGAAGCAGUUGUUUCAUCUGAGUCCAGAAGUAGCAUUCCCGUGUACAAAAAAAGGUGGAAGAAUGAGAAACAUCUUCACACCAGCAGGACACAAAUAGUACAUGUGAAAUUUCCAAGCAUUAUGGUUUACAGAGAUGAUUAUUUCAUCAGACAUUCCAUCUCUGUAUCUGCAGUGAUAGUACGCGCCUGGAUUACUCACAAAUACAGUGGUGGAGACUGGAAUGUUAAAUGGGAGGAAAACUUGCUCCAUGCUGUAGCAAAGAAUUAUACCCUCCUGCAGACCAUCCCGCCUUUUGAACGCCCUUUCAAAGAUCAUCAAGUGUGCCUUGAGUGGAACAUGGGUUAUAUUUGGAACCUUCAGGCAAACAGGAUUCCACAAUGUCCUCUGGAAAAUGAUGUGGUUGCCCUGCUUGGCUUUCCUUAUGCCUCCAGUGGAGAAAACACAGGCAUUGUCAAGAAGUUCCCGAGGUUUCGGAACCGAGAGCUGGAGGCCACUCGACGCCAGAGGAUGGAUUACCCAGUGUUUACUGUUUCACUGUGGCUUUAUUUACUCCAUUAUUGCAAGGCCAACCUCUGUGGGAUUCUGUACUUUGUUGACUCUAAUGAGAUGUACGGCACACCUUCUGUAUUUCUUACGGAAGAGGGCUAUUUGCAUAUUCAGAUGCAUCUUGUCAAAGGGGAAGACCUUGCUGUAAAAACUAAAUUCAUCAUACCUUUGACGGAGUGGUUUCGACUGGAUAUCUCUUUUAACGGAGGCCAGAUAGUAGUAACCACUAGCAUUGGACAGGAUUUGAAAAGCUACCACAAUCAGACCAUUAGCUUCCGGGAGGAUUUCCAUUAUAAUGACACAGCUGGGUACUUCAUUAUUGGAGGGAGCAGGUAUGUGGCUGGCAUUGAAGGGUUUUUUGGACCCCUGAAGUACUAUCGCCUUCGCAGUCUGCACCCCGCCCAGAUUUUUAAUCCCCUCCUUGAGAAGCAACUUGCUGAACAAAUCAAGUUAUAUUAUGAAAGGUGUGCUGAGGUUCAAGAAAUGGUAUCUGUGUAUGCAUCCGCAGCACAGCACGGGGGCGAGAGACAAGAAGCAUGCCAUCUCCACAACUCCUACCUGGACCUGCAGCGCAGGUAUGGGAGACCCUUGAUGUGCAGAGCCUUCCCCUGGGAGAAGGAGCUGAAAGACAAACACCCCAGCUUGUUCCAGGCAUUGCUGGAGAUGGAUUUGCUGACCGUGCCAAGGAGCCAAAAUGAAUCUGUAUCAGAAAUCGGUGGGAAGAUAUUUGAGAAGGCUGUAAAGAGACUCUCUAGCGUUGAUGGUCUUCACCAAAUUAGCUCUAUCGUCCCCUUUCUGAUGGAUUCCAGCUGCUGUGGAUACCAUAAAGCAUCCUACUACCUCGCAGUCUUUUAUGAGACUGGAUUAAAUGUUCCUCGGGAUCAGCUGCAGGGCAUGUUGUAUAGUUUGGUUGGAGGCCAGGGGAGUGAGAGGCUGUCUUCAAUGAAUCUUGGGUACAAACACUACCAGGGUAUUGACAACUACCCCCUGGACUGGGAACUGUCGUAUGCCUACUACAGCAACAUUGCCACCAAGACACCCCUUGAUCAGCACAUGCUGCAAGGAGAUCAGGCAUAUGUUGAAACAAUUAGACUAAAAGAUGAUGAAAUACUCAAGGUACAAACCAAAGAAGAUGGAGAUGUCUUUAUGUGGUUGAAGCAUGAAGCUACCCGAGGCAAUGCAGCAGCUCAGCAACGAUUGGCCCAGAUGCUCUUCUGGGGGCAGCAAGGUGUGGCCAAGAAUCCCGAAGCAGCGAUUGAGUGGUAUGCCAAGGGCGCCCUGGAGACGGAGGAUCCUGCAUUAAUCUAUGACUAUGCCAUUGUGCUAUUCAAGGGUCAAGGAGUAAAAAAGAACAGACGACUUGCCUUAGAGCUGAUGAAGAAAGCAGCUUCCAAGGGAUUGCAUCAGGCAGUCAAUGGCCUGGGAUGGUAUUACCACAAAUUCAAGAAAAAUUACGCCAAAGCAGCAAAGUACUGGUUAAAAGCAGAAGAAAUGGGGAACCCAGAUGCAUCAUACAAUCUUGGAGUCCUGCAUUUGGAUGGCAUCUUCCCUGGAGUUCCUGGAAGGAAUCAAACUUUAGCUGGUGAAUAUUUCCAUAAGGCUGCGCAAGGUGGACACAUGGAAGGGACCUUGUGGUGUUCUCUCUACUAUAUCACAGGCAACCUGGAGACAUUCCCUAGAGAUCCUGAGAAAGCUGUUGUAUGGGCAAAACAUGUAGCUGAGAAAAAUGGCUACUUGGGCCAUGUCAUCCGCAAAGGCCUCAAUGCCUACCUGGAAGGUUCAUGGCAUGAAGCUUUGCUGUAUUAUGUUUUAGCAGCAGAAACUGGAAUUGAAGUGUCACAGACAAAUUUAGCACACAUCUGUGAGGAGAGGCCAGACCUGGCCAGGAGAUACUUGGGUGUUAACUGUGUUUGGAGAUACUAUAAUUUCUCUGUUUUUCAAAUCGAUGCCCCUUCCUUUGCAUAUUUGAAGAUGGGAGACCUUUACUACUAUGGCCACCAAAACCAGUCACAAGACCUGGAGUUGUCUGUGCAGAUGUACGCCCAAGCCGCCCUGGAUGGAGACUCCCAGGGAUUUUUUAACCUGGCCCUGCUAAUUGAGGAAGGUACUAUAAUCCCACACCAUAUCUUGGAUUUCUUGGAAAUUGACUCAACUCUCCAUUCUAAUAACAUCUCCAUUCUCCAGGAACUGUACGAAAGGUGCUGGAGCCACAGUAACGAGGAGUCCUUCAGCCCCUGCUCCUUGGCCUGGCUUUACCUGCACUUGCGGCUUCUCUGGGGCACUAUCCUGCACUCAGCCCUGAUCUACUUUCUGGGAACCUUUCUGCUAUCCAUAUUGAUCGCCUGGACUGUGCAGUAUUUCCAGUCUGUCUCAGAAAAUGAUCAUCUUUGCCAGGUACUUUGGAGUAUAUGAAAAAGGCUGAUGGUCCCAUGGGGCUUCAGCUACUGCAGGCCCCUCACUUUAUGACACCGAGUCUUCUCAUCCACGAGCAUGAACUCAAUCUCAGGAAGAUUUCAAGUCCCCCCAAAAUUCAUCUGUAAAUUCGCCUGAUUUUAAAAUUUUUUUGGAAGAGCAAAGGGACAAAAAGCACUUAAGACAACUUUGGAGAAAGACAAAGAGGAGUGACUUGCCUUAUCAGACAAAUUUAAAUUGCAUCAUCAUUGGUGGUUCAGGUGUGGGAAAAAUAAAUAGAUAAAUUGCAUCAUCAUCUUCUUUUAAAGUUUUUAAUGAAGUUUUAUAAUUUUUAUCCUAAAGGUUUAACAAAUAUUUUGUUAAAUCUAUUCUUUGGCCGGGCACGGUGUCUCAUGCCUGUAAUCCUAGCACUUCGGGAGGCUGAGGCAGGCAGAUUGCCUGAGCUCAGGAGUCCAAGACCAGCCUGGGCAACAUGGAGAGACCCCAUCUCUACUAAAAUACAAAAAAUUAGCUGGGUGUGGUGGUGGGCGCUUGUAGUUCCAGCUACUCGGGAGGCUGAGGCAGGAGAAUUGCUUGAACCCAGGAGGUGGAGAGCCGAGAUCAAGCCACUGCACUCCAGCCUGGAAGACAGAGUGAGACCCUCUCCAAAAAAAAAAAAAAAAAACCAAAAAAAAACUAUUAUUUGAUAUAUUGCUGUUUUGUGGAUAUUGUAAACUGCUCUUUUUUCCCCUUGCUUAAAGAGUGAGAACAUCAUGAUGAAGAUGAUAAAAUAAUAAUAAUCAUCACCAUUCAUCAUCAUGAUCACCAUCAUAAUGGCAAAUAGCUACCACUUAUAUAGCCAAGGACUAUUCUAAGGACUUCACGUAUUUUAACUAAUUUAUCUCUAUAAAAACCCUACUAAGUUGCCUGGUUCAGUGGCUCAUGCCUGUAAUUCCAUCACUUUGGGAGGCCGAGGCGGGCAUAUCACUUGAGGUCAGGAGUUGGAGACCAGCCUGGCCAACAUGGCAAAACCCUGUCUCUACUAAAAAUACAAAAAUUAGCCAGGCAUGAUGACAUGCUCCCAGCUACUCGGGAGGCUGAGGCACAAGAAUCCCUCGAACUCAGGAGGUGGAGGUUGCAGUGAGCUGAGAUCACGCCACUGCAGUCCAGACCAGGUGACAGAAUGAUACCGUCUCAAAAAAAAAAAAAGCAAACAAAGGAAGUAAAUUACCUAAAUGAUAGAAAUCUUUCAACUCCCCUGUACAAAGACUAGCCUUGUGUGUGGGUAUGUUGAAUGUACUGAGCUCCAACUAUGGGAUUUGAAUGUUACCACAUGGUUUACAACAUUCAUUCUAUCGACUAUGCAUUUUAUAAAUUAAAUCAUUUUGAAAGUGCCACUCAACUUACAUUUGAUAAAAUCAUAAACAGAGAACAGCUCCUGCACUUACACGCAGGGCUGCGACUCGAGAAAUUUUCCUCCUCCCUGUCCUUUGUUUGAAGUGCUGAUCAACUUGUCCUGGCCUCCCUGCUUGUUUCCAGACCAGGAUUUGGAGUGGCUGACUUUUCUUUACCUGCCUCCAUGCGUAUUCCACAGAGAUCAAAAUCACGUAAGGAUCUUUCUCCACCAGUAGGGAAAGAAUAGACUCUUCCACAGUUGGUUCUGGGACAAUUGAAUUCCCACAUGUAAAAGUGUUAUGUUCAACCCCUUCCUCAUAUCACAUACAAAAAUUAUCUCAGGGCCAGGUGCAGUGGCUCAUGCCUGUAAUCUCAGCACUUUGGGAGGCCGAGGUGGGCAGAUCACUUGAGGUCAGGAGUUCCAGACCUCAAGUCUCCUCAAGUGAUCCAUCUGCCGCGGCCUCCCAAAGUGCUGGGAUUACAGAUGUGAGCCACUGCACCCAGCGAAAGCAGGGAUUUAUUAAAGCAAGAAAGCACUCUGGCCGGGAGCAGUGGUUCAGGCCUGUAAUCCCAGCACUUUGGGAGGCCAAAGUGGGCGGAUCACGAGGUCAGGAGUUUGAGACCAGCCUGGCCAACAUGGUGCAACCUCAUAUCUACUAAAGAUACAAAAAAUUAGCUGGGUGUGGUGGGGCACGCCUGUAAUCCCAGCUACAGGGGAAGCUGAGGCAGGAGAAUCUCUUGAAUCCGGGAGGCAGAGGUUGCAGUGAGCCAAGAUUGCACCACUGCACUCCAGUCUGGGUGACAGGGUGGAUUCCAUCUCAAAAAAAAAUAAAAAAAGAAAGAAAGAAAAGAAAAGAAAGAAAAAAGAAAGCACUCCAUAGGGUAGGAGUAGAAUGAAGCAGGCAGCUCAAGGACCCCGUCUACAAAGUUUUGGGGGGUUUAAGUAGUCUGUUUGAGGUGCCUAUCAGCUACCUCUUAUCUGGAUGAAAGAUUUGGUCCGUGGCUAAUUAAAGGCUGAGGUGAAUUGGCCCGAGGCUAACCCAAGGCUGGAGCAGAUCGAUGCCCUAUGCAGAUGAAGGAGUAGCACUUAGCUCAGUCCUCGGCCACUUUGGGACACUAUCCCUCUCUAUCCUGGGGGAAGGGGGAAAGUUGUAGGAGAGUAAGUAGCCUUUGAUCCUUUGUUACUUGGGCCUGGGGAGACUGGGUUUUUCCUUUUGUUUUAGCUUUAGGAAGUUCCUGCCAAUUGGCCUUAGGAUUCCUGCUCCCAGACCCAGGUAUUUCCCCUCUGAUUUCACCUUAGGAAAUUUUCAUGAAUUGGGCUUAGAUUCCUGGCCCCCAGACCUUGAUGUUUUCCCUUGAUUCAGCUUUAGGAAGUCAGCACAAAUUGGUCUCAAGUUCCCUGCCUCCAGACCCUAUUCUCUAGCCUCACCGACACUCU
This is a messenger RNA of Symphalangus syndactylus (siamang), 6299 nucleotides long. RefSeq names its product SEL1L family member 3 (gene SEL1L3). NCBI's taxonomy places the organism in Eukaryota, Metazoa, Chordata, Mammalia, Primates, Hylobatidae. Gene Ontology annotation, molecular function: protein binding. The record is from RefSeq and is a predicted model, not a curated record.